AAUAGUUCUUGGAUCAUCGAUUUCUGGAGUCAUAGACAUAUUGAUGGCAGGAUAAAUAGCAAAAGCAAACACUGCGAUAGCAGUUAAAAUCCAAAUGGGUAGUGCAACUGCCCAAUAUUUGGAUGGCCAAUAUGUUACAAUGUAUACAUGAUGGCGGGUGUAUCUAACCUUAUCACAACUCCAACUGUUCAUUGAUAACCGUUAGGCAGAAUUUGUAGAAAACGAUAUUGUUUUCUAAAAAGAAAGACCAAAUUCAAUAAUUUUUUAUGGCAAAGCGAUCUAAAAAAUGGACAUAACGUUGGACGAUCGAUUAAGUGCAUUUCAACAGAUAAGUCAGAGGAAGUUUGUGGAAAUUUUAGAUGCCAUUCCCGGCACUAAAGACUUUAUUAUUGAAGAUAAAUUGAUGAAAAUACUCGACUCUUUUGUCGGUGUGUCUGUUUUAAGAAAAUAUGGUGUGGACAAAUUGUUCAAAUUUACUCAAGGCUUGAGGCCAACGAAUAGCCAAAGAAUUUAUGUACUCAGCUGUGAUUUAGUUGUUUGUCAACAUGCAUUCGAUCAAAUUAGAUCUGAAAUAUUACAGACUUCUGGACUUUCACAUCAUCUUCUUAUUGCACCUUCUAUUCCUAUAGCUUUAGAUAAUUUACUUGAAGAAAAUGGUCUGUAUGGUCAAGUUACCAUGAGACCAUUGUCUUGGGAGUUGAUUAGAAUAGAUGGAAAUGUGUUAUCUUUAGAAAUACCAAUGUUCACUGACUUGUUUUAUCACAAAGAUACAAGCUUACUUCCAGCUUUAGCUAAGAGCUUGUGGACUUUGCGAAUGAUCUUAGGAGCCCCAAAUUUUAGUCUUGCUUUGGGAAAACAUAGUCAACAAAUUUUGAAAAUGAUUCCUGCAAUUGAUGAAUCUCUGAGCUCACCAAGUCCAAAGGAAAAAAUCGGUGCCUUAAUUAUAAUGGACAGGAAUAAGGAUUUUGUUUCUACAUUGUUGAAACCUGUUACUUAUUUAGGAUUGAUAGGAGAAGUCAUGGAAAUAAACAUUGGAUUAGUAACCUUUGAAAAAUCAAAAGUAGCAUUAGAUCCAGUAAAGGAUCAAGUGUACAGUGAAGUGAGAGACAAACAUUUUUGUGAAGCUUUUGAUUUGCUAAGAAAGAAAGCUAAAGCACUUAAAUCUGAGCAAGAAAAUAUAAAUUUACAAUCAAUGAAAGUGUCAGAGAUGGGCCAUUAUAUUAAAACAACACUAAAAAAAACCACUAAAACUAAACAAGAACUGGAAUUCCACUUGUGUGCAUGUGAAGCAGCUAUUAAUGCAUUUUCAUUGAAUUUUGAUGUUUUGCAGUCUGUAGAAACUUCAUCACUCCAAGGUAGCCAAAGAAGUGAAUGCCUAGAUUAUAUUUUAAGAAAUAUGGAUGACAAUCCUUAUCAAAGUUUGAAAUUACUAUCUCUUUUAUCAAUAACAAGUGAUGGAGUGACUAACAAUGAAAUACAGUCUUUACAAAAAGCACAUUUACAUGCUCACGGUUAUCAAAAUAUACCAUUAUUUUACAAAAUGGAAAUUGCAGGUCUUUUAGCAAUGAAGUCUGAAAAUAUAAUGAGACUGCCCAACUGGAUGAGUAAAUGGACUGCUAAUGCAAAACGUCUCAAACUGCUUCCUUUAAAAAAUGUUGAUGUAAAGGGACCCACAUGUUCAAGUUAUGUCUUUAAUGGAUCUUACAUACCAGUUAUAGCGCAAGUUUUAAGCAUAGUCGUUACUCGAGCAACAGAUCCAAAAAAUUUUGAAGAACUAACUAACACUGUGGGAUGUGUUUUCAGUGGCAAUCAAGGACCAAUCAAUCCUCAAACAGUAGUUGUUUGCGUGGUUGGCGGUAUAACGUACAGUGAAAUAUGCGCGUGUAGACUAAUAGAAAAAUUAGCUGGUAUUCGAUUAGUCUUGGUUUCAGAUUGCAUUUUAACAGGAACAAAAAUGAUUGAGAGUCUGAAAAACGCUUGAUUCGUCAACUACUCACAAGAGA
Phymastichus coffea is the source of this 2003-nucleotide messenger RNA. RefSeq names its product vacuolar protein sorting-associated protein 33B (gene Vps33B). Bases 287 to 1981 code for a protein of 564 amino acids. Gene Ontology annotation, biological process: intracellular protein transport; vesicle-mediated transport. The transcript has 7 exons. Gene Ontology annotation, cellular component: lysosome; CORVET complex. The record is from RefSeq and is a predicted model, not a curated record. Lineage: Eukaryota; Metazoa; Arthropoda; Insecta; Hymenoptera; Eulophidae.